UCAGCUCUCUGGCUGGGAUGCUGGGCCCCUACACCUGUGACUCACUGGGCAGCAUCCGCCAGGGCGCAGGGGAUGCCAUUGGGUGCCUGCUAGACAUACAAGUUGCCAAGCAGCCUUGGACCCUGAGGGACCGAGAUAAGCAGUGGGCACUGAGGCACGUGUGUCAGGAGCUGCAGAGUGCAGAUCCUGAGGAGGUGUGGGACGCGUCUAUCAAACUGGCCAAAAUGGUCAGCAGGGCCCUGCCCAAGGCGGAGAUCCUGCCCUUCACCCAGACCCUGCUGGAGAGCCUGGGAGCCGUGAGCCGGGCCUGUGACCAGGCCAGUGUCCUGUGGUUUCACACGCUCCUGACAGACCGCGCCAGUGACUUGAAGGACACAGUCCAGGCCAUCCUGUGCAUCACCAGCACCUACCUGCGCUGCACGGACGACCGUGAGCUGAGAGGGCUCCUGGCCCAGGCAGUCUCCCUGCUGGCUCAGCACCACCGGGAGGCUGUGGUCACCUACCUCCUACACCGCCCCCUGCCGUUGGAUAAGGACAGCAAGGAACUCUGGGCAGCUCUGGCUGUUGAGGAUUUCUCCCAGGACAUCCUAAAGGAUUUGCUAGACCAGAUCCCCAGGGGGCCAGCAGCAGAGCAAAGGGCUGAGACCCAGGAGGUAGCAGUUGCCAAUUCCCUCUCGCCUGACAGUGGCGGCACUCAGAGCAGUGCUCACCAAGGGCCUGCAGGACGUGGCCAGGACCCUGGACAAGGAGCGAGGCUGGUGCCUCCUGGAGGAUCCCCGCAGCUUCCCCGAGGGUGUCUCCCUGCUGGCGAGGGCUCUGGUGCAAGUGAGUGAGGCACCGCUGGAUAGGAUCCUGCAGCUCCUGUCCCCAUCCCUGAGCUCCUCAUGUGAGGACUGG
Molecule: messenger RNA, 897 nt
Organism: Gopherus flavomarginatus (Mexican gopher tortoise)
Lineage: Eukaryota; Metazoa; Chordata; Testudines; Testudinidae
Product: maestro heat-like repeat-containing protein family member 2A
Exons: 7
Coding region: 18-833 (271 amino acids)
Cellular component (GO): cytoplasm
Source: RefSeq, a predicted model, not a curated record